This is a messenger RNA of Mollisia scopiformis, 1038 nucleotides long. Its product is annotated as HET-domain-containing protein. The annotation marks the transcript as partial. The transcript has a single exon. NCBI's taxonomy places the organism in Eukaryota, Fungi, Ascomycota, Leotiomycetes, Helotiales, Mollisiaceae. The record is from RefSeq and is a predicted model, not a curated record.
AUGGCGUAUGUUACUUGGACGUUGAAGGAUAGGCCGCAGAGUUUGUGGAAGUUUGAUGCGGUGUGGAUCUUUGGGACGGGUUUGGAUGGUGGGUUUGCUGGGGAGGUAGGCAAUGGGAGCUGGAGGGAGAAGUAUCCUUCGUUGCCGGUGAAUAGCAGGGAAGCUUUGGGAUUGGCGAAAUCGUGGUUGGAACGCUGUGAGAGCUCUCAUAAGAUUUGUGGCGUGAGAAGAAAUGAUUGGCAUCCUACUCGACUUCUGUAUGUCGGCAACAACACCAUCAAACUCAAGACAGACAUGACUACUCCAGUCAGGUACGCAACUCUUAGCCACUGUUGGGGGAAGCUCCAUAUCACUAGACUCGAAACCACUAACCUCGACCAAUUCAUUUUGAAAAUUCCUGAAUCCGCGCUCUGCAAGACUUUUCUUCAUGCCAUCGUGGUAACAAGAUUCCUUAGUUUGGAAUAUCUCUGGAUAGAUUCUUUAUGCAUCAUUCAAAACGAUGCCGAGGAUUGGGCAAAAGAGGCUGCGCUUAUGGCUGACGUUUAUGGCCAAUCCACAAUCUCCAUCGCUGCUUCGGGUGCUGUGGAUGGGAGUGAAGGAUGUUUCUUCGAUCGAGAUAAUAGAUAUUUCUGGAACAUGCCCUUCAAGGUUUCCGAGAGUGGCAAGAAGCAAACACUUAUUAUGGCGAACACACAAAUAUUUGAGCGCUGUAUUCGACAUACCGAAUUGUCCAAAAGAGCUUGGGUCUUACAAGAACGUUUGCUUGCACCCAGGACACUACAUUUCAGCAAAGCGCAAGUAUCUUGGGAAUGCAAAGAAGCCAACGCUUGUGAAUCAUAUCCCAACGGCUUUCCAGAAUUCUUAGACAUGAAUUCUGCACUCGACGGCUUUGCGAAAGGCGCUACUCCUAGCUGGGAGAAGGUCGUACAGCUAUAUUCGAGAUGCUUGUUGACCUUUGAGAAGGAUAAACUUCCUGCUUUGAUGGGCAUCGCGAAGAUGUUCCAGGAAGCUACGAAGAUGAAGUAUCUUGUUGGGUUG